Molecule: messenger RNA, 1113 nt
Organism: Exserohilum turcica Et28A
Lineage: Eukaryota; Fungi; Ascomycota; Dothideomycetes; Pleosporales; Pleosporaceae
Exons: 1
Coding region: 1-1113 (370 amino acids)
Biological process (GO): D-serine catabolic process
Molecular function (GO): D-serine ammonia-lyase activity
Source: RefSeq, a predicted model, not a curated record
AUGCCGUACGCACCCAAAGUGGGCGACUCGCUCGACUCGCUCGACACGCCGUCGAUGAUUGUGGACCUCGACCUCAUGGAAGCCAACCUGCACAAACUCGUCUCGCUACUGCUGCCGACGGGCGUGUCGAUACGCCCGCAUCUCAAGACGAGCAAGUCGGCCAUUGUAGCGCAGAAGAUGGUCGACGCAGGUACCAAAGGCGGGUGCGUGGCCAAGCUUUCCGAGGCUGAAGCCAUGUGCGCCAAAGGCUUCACCGAUAUCCUCAUCACGUGCGAGGUUGUGGGCGCCGUCAAAGUGAAGAGGCUUGCUGAGCUGCUCGAGAAGCACAGGGAUGUUCGCAUCGUCGUCGACAGCGAGGCUGGCGCCGCGGCUAUCGAUGCUGCACUGGCUGAGCGCGGCUUCGAAGGCAGGGCAUUGACGCUGAUCGAUCUGGAUGUCGGAACCCAUCGCACCGGUGUGCAGCCUGGUGCUCCGGCCUGCGAGCUCGCUGCUUUCGUGGCAAAGUCGCGCCAUCUGCAGUUGAUGGGCGUCCAGGGAUAUGAGGGCCACGUGCAGCACAUGCAUGGGCUGGAGAAGCGCAAGGAAAAGUGUCUGGAGAGCAUGCACAUUCUAGUCGAAACGGCCGAGCUGCUGCGAAAAGACGGACAUAAAAUCGACGUUGUCACCACGGGCGGCACUGGCACCGCAGAGUUCUGCGCCAGUGUACCCGGUGUCACGGAGGUCCAGCCGGGCUCCUUUCUCUUCAUGGACACCGACUACCGGAAUGCUGUGGGAUCGGAGGAUUAUGCGCAGAGCUUGACGAUUCUGUCCACGGUCCUGAGCAAGCAGGGUCCGAUUGUCGUUACUAUUGAUGCGGGGCUCAAGAGUUUGACGACGGAUUCGGGGCUGUCCGAGUGCAAGACAAAGGGGUAUGAGUACAGGGUUAUGGGCGAUGAGCACGGAAGCCUGAGGUGGGAGGAGGGCAAGGUGCCCGAGUUGAAGAUAGGGGAUAGGGUCGAAAUGAUGCCCAGCCAUAUUGACCCAACCGUCAACUUGCACGACGUGUAUUAUGCGCACCGCAAAGGUGUGAUUGAGGAGAUUUGGCCUGUAGACAGCCGGGGACGCGUGCAAUAG